AUGACGGAAAAGAAAUUUUUAGCUGUUAUUUUUGCUUUAGAAAAAUUUCGCCCUUAUAUUUUGGGAUUUGAAGUUACAGUUUUUUCAGACCAUGCAGCUCUACGCUACCUGAUCUCAAAGAAGGAGUCCAAGCCUAGAUUGCUGAGAUGGACUAAUGGGCAGACAGAGGCGUCCAACAGGGAAGUGAAGACAAUUUUGGAAAAGGUGGUCAACCUAGGAAGAAAGGAUUGGAGCCUCCGACUUGAUGGCGCUCUAUGCGCCUACAGGAAAACUUUCAAAACUCCUAUUGGAAUGUCCCCUUAUCGAAUGGGCUUAUUGGGCUAUCAAGAAGUGCAAUUGGACUUAGAGGCAGCUGGGAAGGCCAGACUUUUACAACUUCAGGAGUUGGAAGAGUUGAGGUUAGAAUGUUUUGAUAAUUUCUUGAUUUAUAAGCAAAAAGCGAAGGACCUUCAUGACAAGAUGCUUGCAGCCAAGGAAUUUCAGGCAGGGCAAAAGUGGAUUGGGCCCUUUGGUGUUUCUCACGUUUAUCCUUAUGGUGCAGUAGACAUUAUUAAUCUUGAGACAGAAAAAUUCAUCAAAGUUAAUGAGCACAAGUUAAAGGUCUUCCAUGAUGGCGAGUCUUUGGACUCGCCGGUCUACAUCUGA
Molecule: messenger RNA, 645 nt
Organism: Benincasa hispida (wax gourd)
Lineage: Eukaryota; Viridiplantae; Streptophyta; Magnoliopsida; Cucurbitales; Cucurbitaceae
Source: RefSeq, a predicted model, not a curated record